CUACGGUCGUCGAUCAUUGUCGUCAUCGUCGAUUGGAUCAUUUUCUGGGUGCUCAAAGCCACCUGAAGAAGGCGUAAGAGAGUAGAGAGCAUAUGCAUUUCCUCAUGCAUUUCCUCGUAAGGCAGCUCACUCCUGUCCUCGCCACCAAUCGGGCCCAUCAUGUAACCGACACACGACCCAACACGGACGGGUGGUUGACACAUUCCGUCAGGGACAUAUGAAUCGUCAUAUACAUAUGGACCGUCAUCAAGCCAGACGACUAUAUUCUGCACCCAUCAUGACAAAACCUCGGUGCACAUAUCCCUUCGCGCCAUUGUUCAUGAUUGACCUACCACUUCAGCCGUCUCGUUGCCGUAUGUGACCACAAACACCUCAAGAAGCGUCCCAUUCGCAGAAGGAUGCGAGACAUUCAUCUGUACCCAGUCCUCAUAAGUAUAAUCACAUCCGUCGUCAGUCGAUGUAGUUGAUCUCCUCCGAUCGACAAAGCCCACAGCUUCGCUGCAUACAAAUUAAAGGGCUGCCAACAUGUGUGUCUCUUCUUCAGUGUACCGAUCAAUGAAUCCAAUCACGUCUGCGUCGCCAGCAAGGUCGCGGUACUGGCAACUCACACUCACCAUCAUCAGCCCACACAGUGACGUUCUGCAUUCACAUCUACGCUCACACGCAUUGGAUUUCACAUGCUCACUAUCUCCUUACCACCACUUCAACAGCAGGAUAGAGGCCCAGAAACACAACUUUUCCCUCCACAACGGAACCAU
This is a messenger RNA of Vitrella brassicaformis, 758 nucleotides long. The record is from the annotation of a GenBank genome assembly. Lineage: Eukaryota; Vitrellaceae.